Molecule: messenger RNA, 3365 nt
Organism: Triticum aestivum (bread wheat)
Lineage: Eukaryota; Viridiplantae; Streptophyta; Magnoliopsida; Poales; Poaceae
Product: cell division control protein 45 homolog
Exons: 1
Coding region: 102-1955 (617 amino acids)
Biological process (GO): double-strand break repair via break-induced replication; DNA replication initiation; mitotic DNA replication preinitiation complex assembly
Cellular component (GO): DNA replication preinitiation complex
Molecular function (GO): chromatin binding; single-stranded DNA binding; DNA replication origin binding
Source: RefSeq, a predicted model, not a curated record
CCGCUAUCCCUUCCCGCACAACAAAACACCCAAAUCCAAAUCCAAGUCCAAACCCCCCUCCGCCAUUCCUCCAAUUUUCCAUUUUCGAUAUUCAUGCUGCAAUGGUGCGUGAGCUCCGCGCCGACUCCUUCUACGCCCGCCUCCGCGCCGCCGCCGCCGCCGCGGCAGCGGUUUCCUCCGCCUCCGCCUCCCCUCUCCUGAUCCUCCCGUCCGCGGCCGACGCCGACUCACUCUGCGCGCUCAGGAUCCUCGCCCACGUCCUCUCCGCCGACUCCGUCCGCUUUUCCGUCUACCCCGUCGCCUCCACCGCCGAUGCCGCCGAACUCCUCGCCUCCUUCUCGGGCGCCACUGCGUCCUCACCCCUGUCGCCGCCGCCGCUCUGCGUAUUACUUAUCAACUGGGGCGCGCGCUCCGACCUCCUCCGCGGCAUCCUGCCGCGCGGCUCCACCGCCUUCGUCGUGGAUUCGCACCGCCCCGUGAACCUCCGCAACCUCGCCGCGGGGAACGACCGCGUCAUCGUGCUCUUCACCGCUGAUGACGAGCGCGCCGCCGACCUGUCGUAUGACUUCGACGCGUCCUCCCUUGCCGACGCCUCCGACCUAACGGCCGAGGGGGACGCGGACGACGACCACCUCCGCGCCUCCGAGGAGGAGGAGUCAGAUACCUCGGAUUACGAUUCCGGCGCCGAGGGCGGGAGGAGGAAGAGACGGUGGGCGUCCGAUGACGCGGAGGCGGACGGUGACGAUCCGGUGAGGCUGUUCGGGAGGCUGCGGCGGGAGUACUACCGGCUCGGCACCUUCCACGGGAAGCCGUCGGGGUGCCUCAUGUACGACCUCGCCCACAAGCUGCGCAGGAACACCAACGAGCUCCUCUGGCUUGCCUGCGUCUCCCUCACCGACCAGUUCGUCCACGAGCGCAUCACCAACGAGCGCUACCAGGACGCGGGCAUGGAGCUCGAGCAGCACAUCAACGGAUCCGGCAACCUCGAUCCGUCCGGCGUCGGCUCCGUGGUCACCCUCAAGGACGGGACCAGGAUCCGUGCGCCCGAGACCUCCCGCAUCGCCUACGAGGACGAGCCGAGGCUUAUGCUGCUGCGGGAGUGGACCUUGUUCGACUCCAUGGUCUGCUCCUCUUAUGUCGCGACGAGGCUCAAGACGUGGAGCGACAACGGGCUCAAGAAGCUGAAGCUUCUUCUGGCGAGGAUGGGGUUCCCGCUCGCCGACUGCCAGAAGGGGUUCCAGUACAUGAGCAUGGAGGUCAAGAGGAAGAUGCGCGAUGAGUUUGACCGCUUCCUGCCGGAGUAUGGGCUCACCGAGUUCUACUACAGAAGCUUCCUGCGGGUGCACGGGUACAAGUCCAAGGUCUCUGCUGCGGAUGUUGUGUAUGGCGUCACAGCUUUGCUUGAAUGUAUGAGUGCCGAGUCCAACGAUUCGAAGGAGUGUUCUGCUGCUGAGCAAUUCUGGGUUGCAUACUCUGCGCUGUCUCCGAGCAAUGUGGAUCAGCUGCAAAAAGGAAUGCAAUCUGCAAUUGAGAUACAGAGGGCUAUAUUGAGGCAAGGGAGCUCGGCAAUCACCAAGAGCGGCUUCAUACGGAGUGCAAAGAAGUUCAGGUGGGUGAAGCUCGAUGACCCAGUGGACACGAGCAAGCUGUGCCACCCUCAGGCGCUUACCAAGUUCUGCUUCUUCCUGAUGGAUGCACUGAAGGAACGGGGUGCAAGGACGAAGCCACUGGUGUGUGCUUGCUUAGGGAGGGAGCCUGAGAAGGUGCUGGUAGUUGGGGUAUGGGGGAAGCCCAGGCUUGGGGCAGUUCAGGGGAAUUCGUUCGGUAAUGCAUUUAGGUCAGCGGCAGGGGAGAUUGGCGCAGACUAUUUCCAUGACAUGUUUGAGUCAUCAUGGAUUGUUCUUGACGUUGUUGCUGUCAGUUCUUUCAUGAUUCGGUUAACGGAGAAGCUGUAAUGAUGGCAUGCGCUGUCUAUGCUAGUUAUCCUUUUAGUCCCAAAACAAGAAGGGACUUGAGGCUUGAUUCUGCCUCCAAAUAUAGGAGCUUCAGUCCUGGCGGUACAUGACAUGUAUUCUCUCCUUAUCCACCUGAACUUUUUCAUGAUCAUGUUUUGCAGCGAGAAAGGAGGUUUUCCCACUGUUUAGCCAAUUCAAUUAGCAAAUGAUAGAUCAAUAAAAUUCAGAUGCAAACCUUGUCACAAUAUGGAGAUGGACAAGGUAUAUGGUACUGUUGACCUGAUAGUGUACCUUGUAUCUGUGCUUGCAUAAGUACGUGCCUUCUGAUUAUAGAAAAGUGUCGUCUCCUCUUUUUGUGCCACUAGAGUUACUUGAAGUUCUUGAAGUGUGUAAACUAACGAGCCUUUUUUUGAAUAUGUGGUGUUAAUGUGUUAUUAGCACAAGCUAACUUAAAUGCAUAUUUGUUUUAAAUUAAAAUCAUGUGGAUGCAUUUGGUUGUCUCUUGAUCAGGAUAGAUGUUAAUAAAUGUAUAAUACUUCUGGUGGUUGAUUUUACAUUAAUAUCCUUCCACAAAUUCAGUAGAUCAUUGUAAGAAUUUCAUUUACCCAAUCCUCCUCUCCCAUAUAUUUCUUAGUUCUUACAAUGCAAAGACGAUGCUAUGGAAAACAAAGCCCUUCUGUUGCAGCAAAUAAUUUAUUUUGUUGUUCCACAAAGAUAUAAUCAAUUUGUUGAAUGCUCUCACUCAAAUGUGUUAGUUGUUGCAAACUUGAUUAGUCUGAAAGAAUAGACUUCAAUUUUUUUUAUCAAGCAUGAAACUGUGUGAUUCAGACCAUGUUGGUUGAUAUGCCAGUUGCACUGCGCUAACCAAGUUCCAUAAUAUGGAAAUCUUGGCACCUUAAUCAACUAUAUUACAAAUUCAUAGGCCCAUAAGGAGUACAGUAUAAAAAUAUAUACAUGCAGUGUUUGUUAUCUGUGUGGAUCAUCUCAAUUAUCUAUGACUUGAUAAAUAAGUAGAUGAUCUUUUUGUACGGUAACUCUUGCAUCCUAUGUUGACAUCUAUUUAUAAAGAGAGAAAACGACUGACAGUCCAGCACUCCCACAAGACUUGUGAGUUGUGAUUAAGGACCUUGGGUUCUUCUUCUCCUAGAGCGUUUCUUGUUCAAAGUGGUUAUGUGGGUUUGCUUCUUUGCAAUACACCAUGUUUGUAUGUAAUUUUGCCAUCUGAAUCUGAGUUUUAUUUGAAUUUUAACUCUUCCCUGGAGGUGUCCCAGAACAGCUACAAGUUAACAGAGCCUUUUCUGCCUUUCCUGACGUAGCCUGCACCCAUGCUCAAAUCCUCAAUUGUAAGUUUCUCUUCUUACCAUACCUGCUUGAUUUUGGGUUGUUAGGAACAAACAGAUCUUCAUUUGU